CCUUUGACUGUUUUCAGAAAACACGAACGCAUGUGGUUCUGCUUUCAGAGACAGAAUAUUUCAGCGUGUUUUUUUUCCACCCACAGUGACUUCUUGCUGCUGUUCAGAAAUAUAUUCUGCUUCAGAAAUACUUCUCUUCUUUCUUUCAAGCUGGCGAAGGAAGCUGCAGUCCACCGGUAAUAAUGUCACAGGCCACCAAACGCAAACACGUUGUCAAGGAGGUUCUCGGAGACUUUGUCACUCCCACAGAAAACCAGCAGAUUGUGAAGGUUACCGGUAGUCGUGGUAACAACCUCCAUGAAACUGUCACAGCGCAGGGUGACACCUUCCUGGUCAGCAUGCCCACCAAGUUCCGCAAGAACAUCUGGAUCAAGAGAGGCGACUAUGUGAUUGUGGAUCCUAUCGAAGAAGGGGAGAAGGUGAAGGCAGAGAUCACCGUUAUCCUCUACAAAGACCACAUUCAGUACUUGCAAAAGCAGCAGCUCUGGCCAGAGGGCUUCAUGGAGGAGCAGUCGGCACAGGACAAGACCAGCAAACAGCAAGAAAAGGAGGAAGAGAAAGACGAGGAAGAGGAGGUUAGCGACUCUGAAGACGACGAGAGCGACCUCUUUGUAAACACCAACCGUUGUAACUACGAGUACAGCGAGAGUGAGGACGAGGAGGACAGCGAGGACGAGGACAGCGAGGAAGAGGACGACGAGAAAAGGACAGAAAACGGUUCAUAGCUGCAGCACUGAGCACGAGAACGGACAACUUAGAUUUGUGAGAAUCAGUGUGCUGUGCUGGCCGUCAUCAUCAGGGACUGACACGAUUUGAAAAGGCCUUCGUGCAGCAGCUUCCUGCACGGCGGCUUGUCGGAGGCGUUAAGCGACCGAGUUCGUCCACAGACUUAAUAAUUCCUGCUUGUAAAAUUGAUCCCAAAAAAUCUGGAAUGUGAGAAUGUAGCUGAAACUUGACAACAAUCGACACUGGAUACAUUCCUAUUGUCUUGUCAGUUUUCGUGCUGACAGCUUAUCACAAAAAUCAUGCUGAUACACAUCCAAUACCACAUCAACCACUACAUUAUACAACCAGGAUGCACGGUGCACUUGCAAGAUCAUGUUAUAACGAUUCAUCCUCCUCCAUAGUACAAAACAGAGCUGCUAGAAAUUCAAAAACAAUGCAUUUUAGUCACGUUGGGAGUCCAGCGCAUGGCGACAACAUAAAGGCCUUUCUUUUUUCACUUCUCUCAUUUAGUUACAACAAGCAGCGCCAUCGUCAUUCUUUCACAGAUUGAGUUGACAAAUGAUGGCUUUAACCGUAUGAAAGGUCCUGUCAAAUAGCUCCGGCUUCAGCUGACUUUGUGUUUGUUAUUUGGUCGCCGUGGCUGCUGUUUCUUGAACAUUUCCUUCCAAGUUGCAGAUUUCAGUUUGAAUAAAGUUUUGGAACAGAUUAAA
Molecule: messenger RNA, 1436 nt
Organism: Stegastes partitus (bicolor damselfish)
Lineage: Eukaryota; Metazoa; Chordata; Actinopteri; Pomacentridae
Gene: eif1ad
Product: eukaryotic translation initiation factor 1A domain containing
Exons: 5
Coding region: 183-725 (180 amino acids)
Biological process (GO): translational initiation
Cellular component (GO): nucleus
Molecular function (GO): translation initiation factor activity; RNA binding
Source: RefSeq, a predicted model, not a curated record